AUGGACUUUGGCGCAAUUCACCCCGUGAAGAAACUUGCAUCGUACUCCAUGAGCAUCCACCAUCUGUCAACGGGAGGGAGUACGCGGCCUCGGAACAUGCGGUGGAACGCCUGCCGCCUGGAUCUCCGGGACCCUCUUUCGAGUCAUUUUGGCGCCAGGGAAUUGGUAAGCGGCACAUUAUCCUGGCAUGUGUCGACGAUCCGGUACAACUGA
This is a messenger RNA of Penicillium lagena, 213 nucleotides long. RefSeq lists its product as uncharacterized. NCBI's taxonomy places the organism in Eukaryota, Fungi, Ascomycota, Eurotiomycetes, Eurotiales, Aspergillaceae. The record is from RefSeq and is a predicted model, not a curated record. Bases 1 to 213 code for a protein of 70 amino acids. The transcript has a single exon.